UUUUUCUCAAAACGAUGGCAUGCAGGAAGCGGAAAAAGCGUGACUUGUUGUACCAGUCCACUCAUAAAGAAACGCUCAAUUCCUUUCAUACUGUAGCUGCCCAAGAUGACAGCAGCCAUGACGGACAUCGAGUCUACCACUGCAGCAACUACCACCAGUCCUUCCAGUUGCACCCUGAAGAAGACGGCAGGAUUCCCAUCUGCCACCGAUAGCCCUACCGCUGUGGAUGGCUUCAUGGGCAAGAUGCGGAGUUCUCUGAGUAGUAGUGAUGACAAUAAUCACGAUCAGAAGAACGAGACUUCUGAUGGCGUAUCGCCUGUCAAGCAGGUGUUGACGUCUUCGUUGACGAGCAUUGGUAGCAGCGGUAGUGGCGAAAAGAAGAGCAGCAAAGUGGAGCAACGACGAUUGUUGGCUUUGGGGAUGAUGGGGGAUCAGGCCACUGCCAACUCCACCAUGAUUACCCUGAGGGAAAAGUUGGAGCAGGAACUGCAAAGAAAGCAGUUAGCCGCCACGGCCAAACUGUCCGUGUUGGACUCUAUUCGAAAGCGGAGAAAGGAAGAUCAGGCGCAUGCUGCUGGCAGAGACGACGAAAAGCACAUUCCUGCCAAAUACUCUGGCUUAUCAAGUGGACUAGUGGUAUCUGGAUCCUCCAGCUCCUUAACCGACAUUCCUGCAGUGUCCGAGACGCCCAAGAAGGACCUUCGUCAGUCACUCAGAGACUUGCUGGGGCCAGAGCGAAAGGAUAGUGCCGAGCAGGAAGAAGACGGGGAGGACGACAAUGGCUUUUUACAGAACAAGAAAUAUGCUCGCAUGUACAAGAGUUUGUCAUGCAUUCGCGUAGACUUGGAACAUGGCGACGACGACAAUGACGACGAUGACGACGAGGAAGUGGAUAAAGCAAUGAGCUCCUCGGCUACCUCGCACUUGUCUUCCCCUUCGCAAAUAAUGUCAUCCUCCGAAAGAAGAUGGCAAUCCAGAGCUGAAAUGUCGAAAAUGGCCACGUCUCUCACGGCUCUGGGGACACAAUGUCAUGUACGAAGGAUUGAACAGCUGGAAGGGGAUGCUGAUGUAGAUGUGGAUGCACCAGACGAGACGGCGACCAGUGACGAAGCUAGCAUGGCGGAUGAAGCUAGCAUGGCGGAUGAAGCUAGCAUGGCGGAUGAUGACAGCAUUGACGAAAGCGAGAAAGACUUGUUCAAGGGUGAAGAACCUCAGUCCCCAAAACCUCAGUCCCCAAAACCAGAACGACGACCAAGAUCUGCCAGGGUUGUCGUCUCCGAGGAACCUCCUCAGACACCGCUAAGUGUUUCAGGAACGUCACACAACAACAACAAACCCAAAAGCAUCCUCAAACGAACCUCCACGAUUGGUUCCACAACUUCCACCAACACCACUACUUCCCUCUCCACCCAGUCGAGUCAUGUGGUGUCGGGAAAUCCCACACGCAGUAUCCUGCAUUCCUUGUACGACGAAGGAAAGACAAUGUCGCUCAGAGGCUUAUCCUUGGAUCAGAGUUCCUCGCAUCAACAGACGCGGAGAAACCGGACCUCACUGUCGGCGUCACAGACUCUCGAUAACAACAACUCGCAUCCGCGCAAAUCCGCAGCACGCCGGACUUCCUCUGUGCGCAAAAAUAAUGAUGGAGCUGCCUAUGUGCGCAAAUCAUCUCACGAUGGCACGGUUAGUAGCAGCAGCAGCAGCAAGCUGCAGCCAGAUGUCAGUGGGAGUGCAAGCCCAUCACACAGCAAACUCACACGCUCUAGUAGUGGCAGACGCCUCAUGACAUCCUCCUCGCGGGCACAGUCGGCACGGAGACUUCACAAACGGGGAGGACAAGGACGAAAUUCGUCUCAGAGACGGUUAGAAAAAUCCAAUUCGGAUCGUUCCAAACUGGACGACAGCGAAGCGGCAGGUGCCCCCACCAAACCCAAGCGAACGUCUUCCACCGCAGUACGCUCCAAACUGGACGAAAGCGACGCACCCACCAAACCCAAACGAACGUCCUCCACCGCGGUACGCUCCAAACUGGACGACAGUGACGCGACAGGAGCCCCCAUCAAACCCAAACGAACGUCUUCCAUGGCAGUAUCCAAAGACAAGUCAAAACGCGACUUGUCGUCUUCCAAUUCUCUUCUUCGUAAGGAAGAUAAGCGAAGAGAGAGUUCCCGCAAGGAUAGCGCCACCGAGGGAGGGCGCCGAGACGCACGCAGCAAGGAACUCAUGUCUGAGAGUACCAGUGCUGUCCACCACCAACGACGAGCACGAUCACGAAGCCGAUCCAAUGAAGGAGGCCGUCGUAGUAAUAAAGAAAAAUCAGAUGGUCAGCCAAAGCGGGCACGAUCUCAGAGUAAAGAGCCACGCAAGGAGCGGGCGCGAUCUCAGAGUAGAGAGCCACGCAAGGAGCUGGCAGAUGGGAGCCGCCGAGAUAUUAAUAUCCGCAACAAGGAACAAUCCGAGGGUGGUCAGCGGAGACCACGAUCUCGCAGUCGGACACGAAAAAGCGAAAGCAGCCGCAAUAUUCGCAAGGCAUCCUCUCGAUCCCGUUCUCGUGCUCGUCGAACAGGUGCUCGCAGCAGUCAGGCGGAUAUUACCAGAAUGUCCAAGUCGUUCUCGGCGCUUCGUCCCGCCAGUGAUCAUCGGGACGACGACGAAAACAAGCGAAGAACACGACGAGACCGUGACGGAGGCGACCAAGAAGAUGGUAUGCAGCAAAGUCUCAGGGACCGCAGAGCCAGCCAGCGUCGCUCGCGACAAAAGAGUGAACGGAACCUGAACAUGUCCAAGAGCGACCGCAACUUGCGUAAAUCCCGUUCAGACCGCAACUUGACCCGCAAGACCAGGGCACGCCGACAAGAUUCGAAAUGUGACCACGACAAUCAAGAUGACCAAGACCUGGAUAGAGCUCUUGCCGCCAUGAUGGUCAAGACAAAAUCUCCCGAAGUCGACGCGGCGUCUAGAGAUGAUGUCUCGGCUGUGUUGCAGUUCGACCCAAGCGGCAGGCACAAUGUUACACUCAUCUCCCCGAAACCACAACCACAAGAAUCGCAGGUCAACACAGUAGAUGAAACUCCCACUUGUAGCCACCAAGACCUGGCUGAUGGAGAGAACAAGGGAGCAAAGAGGACACCUCGACGUCUAUCUGCCAUGGGUGUGAAGCUUCCGCUUUGGGGAAAGAAGUAGCGUGGUGUAGUGCUAUACAGUAAGCUUGUGUUAGGACACGAAGACUACUACUAGUACUACUACUGCUACCCCUACUGUGGCUCGGAAACUAAAGGUUUGCCUUUCAUUGUAGGACUCCCAAAGUCCCAUAGCUGUUUUCCACGCUGUCUGUGUGCUCUCAUCGCAGCCCAGAGAAACAUACGAUACCACCUUGUCCAAGUGCAAACGACGGGCCCGACUAUCCGUAAGCUAGCUACUAUAGAUUAUGUCAGAAAGGGCAAAUCACAAAACCAUACCUUCAUUAUUGCUGCUGAGGCUUGCUUCGAUUUAGCCAGUGCAUUUCAACGAAGCGAGUUUCAGGGAAGGCAGGCUAAUGUCUCGUCGGUCUUAUUGAAGCAGCAGAAGGCGAUAGCUACAGCGGGAAUAGCGACCUAGAUAGGAAGUAUACGAUGGGAAAACGUUUAUUGGUGUUGCAGAUUUAGGCGGUUGGAAAAUGGCCAGUCAACCAACCGAGAGCAUGCUCCACCAGCCAACUGACACUCAGAUUCCGCUUAUUAAUCUCAUCCUGACAGUCAGGGGGAUUCGAUUCCUAUGGUUCCAUCGUCACUUUGCUGCCUUUAUAAAAUUUUCUCACCAAGUCUGCUCUGGUGCCAGCCCCGUCACAUCAACGGAAAUGAUCGAACCAGCACCCUUUUUUCGUUUGGUCAAACGAGCAUAAAAGUACGCCUUAUUACCACCCGUAUGGCCCAAAGAUCCACCCUUACCAUCCUCCAUGAUCCAUUUUCGAAUUUUCUGAUAUCCAUCAUCUUCUGGGUCCGGAUGGAUGAAUGUUUUCAGGGAUCGGUCUUGACUGUAAAGGAGCAUUGGAUACAGUACCGACUCAUCGUCCGAGGCAGCCACUUGCACUUUCACAAUGAUCCCUCUUUCGUCUUUGGAACUUCCAUUGUUGUUGUCAUCUUUCUUUUCGUCUCCACUGCUGUUCUUUUCCUCGCUCUGCUUCUUUUGAUUAUUGUCGUUGAAAUUGAUGAGAGCCUGAUGAGGCCUCGAACCGGAUCGAUCCAUGGGGACUCCAUCAAACAAGUGCACAAAAUUUUCCAACAUUAGUUUUCCAUCUUCGUUGGUUUUGGCAGCCUCCGAGGCGGCUGCUGUCUGUGAGUACUCUUGAGCCAACAAUCGCACACUGGCAUCCCCGACCGUGUACAGCUUGAGGACAUCGGACGAAGUUUGCUUGUUGGCCGCCGUGACGGCUUUUUUCCAAAUCUUUUUGACGUCAUUCAAACCAAUCUGAGACAAAAAUUCAAACCCUGCCUUUUUGGACAACUCUUGCGAAAUCUCGCGGUGGACCGCUCUCAUGCUGGCAUCGGGCUUGGCAAACUUGAUGGCACGGACCAGCUCGGUCAAUUCUUCGCGAGUACAACUACUACUGUCCUUGGGGUUUGUUACUUUUGGAGCCGUCGUGGCGCCAGCAUUUUCCUUGCCUUUCGCUUCUUCAGAGGACAUUUUGGGUAGGUAGGUACCGAGGCUGGUGCCUUGUGAGACUAUCACUUGAUAAGGAAGGAAUGUAGUCUCUCAGCGAGACUUCUAACGCGAGGAUUUCGAGUGCUCUUUUUUGUGCUCUUUUUGUCUCUGCAAUUGGCAACCAAACACUCUGCAAAAUAAUGUGGAUAAUUUUAAAGAAGAUCUCUAGCUAGUUUAGAUAUUACAGCGAGUUCCCCCUAGCUAGCUAGUAAG
Molecule: messenger RNA, 4890 nt
Organism: Seminavis robusta
Lineage: Eukaryota; Bacillariophyta; Bacillariophyceae; Naviculales; Naviculaceae
Source: the annotation of a GenBank genome assembly